This is a messenger RNA of Phlebotomus papatasi, 2016 nucleotides long. Its product is annotated as protein maelstrom homolog. The record is from RefSeq and is a predicted model, not a curated record. Gene Ontology annotation, molecular function: sequence-specific DNA binding. The transcript is spliced from 3 exons. NCBI's taxonomy places the organism in Eukaryota, Metazoa, Arthropoda, Insecta, Diptera, Psychodidae. Gene Ontology annotation, cellular component: nucleus; P granule. The coding region runs from base 573 to 1790 and encodes 405 amino acids. Gene Ontology annotation, biological process: piRNA processing; negative regulation of DNA-templated transcription; male meiotic nuclear division.
UCCAUAUCACUGGAAAAACCCAAAGAAUUCAUUAGAAACAAAUAAAUCCCCAUGCAAGUUGUCGCCUUUACUUCAUGCCCAUUUUUGGGGGCUUUUUAAAACUGAUACAGCAAAAUAAACUUUGGGAAUUUAUUCCUUGAUAGUCAAAGUGCAGGAAUUGAAGCUAAAAACCUAAGAAUUAUGCGAAUUACCUGAGAAAAUAGGAAUUUGCCGGUUCAAAACAAUAACACUACACUCGUCUCGACAUCUGCGUGGCAGUUUUGGGAUAUUUUUUCUCUAGUACUUGGGAUAUUCCGCUAGGGGCGCCACUGCUGAAAUUUUCCCCCGCAAUUUGUAAGGUUAUAUACACUUCCGGGAUUCUCGUACUGUGUCCUUCGAGAAAAUCUUCAAAAUUUUAAGAAGAAUUAUUUAUUUUAUCGCAAAAUUUCUGUGGAAUAUUCACAAAUUGUCUUUCAUCGCCAUUGGGAGAUUACUAUUUGCUUUUUGUUGGAUCGUAUUGCAGGAAAUUCAAAAAUUGCUGAUCAUUGCACUUUUUCAUCUUACCAUUUCGCGAUAAAAUUCCAAGUAUAAAAAUGCCGAAGAAGCUUCAACCAUUCUAUUUCUUCAUGCUGGAAGUGCAGAAGAAAAAUGCCGAUCUUGGGAAGAAGUAUUCACUGCGGGAAAUGCCUGAGAUUGCAUCACCAUUGUGGGAAGGCAUGACAAAAGAAGAGAAGAAGCCAUAUGAGGAGAUGGCAAGUCGAGAGGGUGGUCAGGAGAAAAGCUUCAGCACCGGAAUUAAAACCAGCCAUGGAGUGGAUUAUUCGGAGAUUGAGAAGGAGCAAAAGGCAGCUGCCAUGGAGGAGAAACUAAUGAAGGAAGAUGUAAAACAAAUCAUUAAAAAUGCCAUUCUAGCACAAAAUCUCACCAAGAAGAAUUUCUUCCUGCUCCACAUUAAUUAUUUCUGCGAGUCCAAGGAUGCAAGUGGAGAGCUAAGGUAUGAUGCUGCAGAAUUGGCAAUUCUGGAAUUUAGUCUGCAGAAUGGCAUUGGCAGGGGCAUGCAUACCCUCAUGUGCCUCCCGGAACUCCCCUAUGGAUACUAUUUCGAAGCCAAACGGCACAGCAGUGACACGCAUGAUCUUCCACUGCCCCCGGACACCGUGGGUAAAACCACCAUCAGGGAUGCCAUAAUUGAGGCCAUUAAAUUUGUCAAUUGCAACGAUGAAGAUGUCUGCUCGCCCAUCUUCACCAUUGACAAUCAUAUUCCUGUCGUACGAUCUGUUAUCAACGAAGUCCUCAGUUCUCGCACACUUGGUCCUCCAAUUGACUUGCGUGUUCACUCUCUCUCAGAACUGCUGUUCCAUCUCAAGAACGCCACUCAUGAUCAAGCCAUUUCAGACAUCGCGCCACCGUUUGCUUCUGUUUUCCUGGCUGAGACCUAUCUCAAUCGCGGAACUUUUGACUACGCUGAAGGAUUGGCCUGUGAAUACCAUGAAGCCAAGGACCGAGUGUCCCACUGCUCACAGACCAAGGUCCGAGGAUGGGCAUAUUCCAUCAUCAAGAGCUGUGGCCCGGAUUUGGGAAUUGAAUUAAUUUCCGGGAAGCAUGAACCACUGGCCGCUUUGGCUUUUGAAUCUCUGAAGAUUGCUGAUGACGAGUCCUUUUUCACGGCUGCGGAUCUCGAAUCGACUAUCACCGAGUCUCAUGCCUCCAUCAGCAAUCUCUUGAGCCCCUCGACUUCAAAGUCCAACACAUCUGCCUUCCCCAGGCUUUCUGAAUUCAAACGUGGAAAGGGACGAGGAAACUUGCUGUAAGUUCUUUUCGAAGAUCUUAAAUUUUCUUAAUUUCAUUUUAUUUCUGCUAAAACUUACGCUUUUAUAGAAAGCAAGUUAAGUUCAUUUUUGUUUUUUAAAGCUUGAAGUCUAUUUUGCAUUUCACAAAAACAUCAAAUGAAGUUUUAUAAAACGAAUGUUUCCUUUUUAUUCAUGUCAUUUAUGUUGAAGUUAGUUCAAACAAACUGAAAUAAAAAGUUUUUCUGCA